AUGAGCACAGGAACACUCAGCGACGAUGACUUUGCUGGCUCGUCUGACUAUGACGACUUCGAUUCACAGGAGGAAGGAUCGGACCUGGAAUACGAGCAGACAGAAGAUAUUGGGUUCUCGGACAUGAUCACGGAAAAGCAGCGCAGGAAGGCGUACCAGGUCGACUUUUCUGUCCUGCCCCUUUCCGAUAUUGUGUCAGCUCAGGCGAGUGCGUCGAGCCAUGUCGCCGGUAUUCUCGGCAUGACGCAGGAUCAAGCAGCGGCUCUUUUGAGAAACUUCAAGUGGAACAAGGAACGCCUCGUCGAGCGGUACAUGGACCACGCCCAAGAGAUCCUGGACAAGGCCGGUGUGGUUCUGGAUGAUGUUCACACUCCUCAGGUGAAGCGGCCCAGAGGAUUCGUCUGCAUGAUCUGCUUUGACGACAGCAGUGCCGGCCCUGCAUUUGGAUUGCGCUGUGGACACGUCUUUUGCCAACCCUGCUACGAGCACUAUCUGCGCCAAAAGAUUGUCGAGGAGGGCGAGUGCCGUCGUAUUCUCUGUCCCGAGACUGGAUGUAAUGUCGUCGUCGAUGAACCUACCAUCAAGAAAGUCGUCCCCGCAGCCGUCAUGUCCAAAUACCGCCAGUUGCAAGACAGGGUAUAUGUGUCAGACUUGGACAACCUGGUUUGGUGCCCUGCACCCAACUGCGAAUACGCAAUCGAAUGCCGACUUUCACAUUCUUCGUUUACGACUAUUGUUCCGACAGUGUCUUGCGACUGCGGACACAAGUUCUGCUUCAACUGUACUCUGGACGACCACCAGCCUGCGCCCUGCGGACUGGUCAAGAUGUGGAAGAAGAAAUGCGCGGAUGAUUCAGAGACGGCCAACUGGAUUUCGGCUCAUACUAAGGAGUGCAGUAAAUGUCAAUCGACGAUCGAGAAGAACGGAGGAUGUAACCAUAUGACGUGUCGCAAGUGUAAAUACGAGUUCUGCUGGGUCUGCAUGGGCCCUUGGUCUGAGCACGGUACCUCGUGGUACAACUGCAACCGUUUCGAGGAGUCUAGCAGUGCCGAUGCCCGCGACCAGCAAGCCAAAUCACGCGCCUCCCUCGAGCGCUACCUCCACUACUACAACCGUUACGCGAAUCAUGAACACUCGGCGAAGCUGGAUCGGGACUUGUAUACAAAGACAGAGAAGAAGAUGGAGGAGAUGCAGAGGACGAGCGAUUUGUCGUGGAUCGAGGUGCAGUUCUUGAAGAGGGCUGUGGAUGUGUUGACAUCAUGCCGUAUGACAUUGCGAUGGACAUAUGCGUUUGCGUUCUAUUUGGCCCGGAACAAUAUGACGGAGCUGUUUGAGGACAACCAGCGCGAUCUUGAGGUGGCGGUUGAGGCAUUGAGUGAGUUGCUUGAGAAGCCGAUUGAGCGGGAAAAGAUUGCUGAGCUUCGUCAGCAGGUGUUGGACAAAACUGUGUAUGUGGAGAGUCGUCGUGAGGUUGUGCUUGAGGAUACUGCCAAGGGGCUCGUUGAUGGUCGUUGGGAGUUCUUUGUCGACUUUAACAAGUAA
Messenger RNA from Linnemannia hyalina, 1542 nucleotides. The record is from the annotation of a GenBank genome assembly. Lineage: Eukaryota; Fungi; Mortierellomycota; Mortierellomycetes; Mortierellales; Mortierellaceae.